UAGGCCCCUCAAAGAGCGUUCCUCACAACCUUGUCACCUCUACGAGGAGCUCCAACAGCUGCUGAAGUCAGCAUCGCCGUCGUCACACGCCCGGCUUCGUUCCUUGAGACAGCACCAUGAGGGCACUACUUCUUAUGCCAUUCUUUCUGGUCGCCGUGCUGGCUAACCCCACCCCGGAGGACAAUUGCGACCCGGACAAGUGCAAGGCGAGCGGAAACUGCGUGUGUGCCAGCACCGACCCGCCCAACAAGAUGAACGUCCAGGAGACACCGCAGUUGGUCAUGCUCUCUUUCGACGGCGCCAUCCACGAGGGAAACAUGCCGUUCUACCGCGAACUUCUAGACGGCACCCAGAAGAGGAAGAACAAAAAGAGCGGAUGCAAGAUCGGAGCCACCUUCUUCGUGAAUCAUGAGUACCUCGACUACACCGCUGUUCACGAGCUCCACAACAGCGGCAGCGAAAUCGGACUUCGAUCCAUCACACUCAAUGGUACUUCGGACUAUUGGUCGAAACUUGGCACUGAUGGUUGGAAGGCUGAGAUGGUCGGCGAGCGGGACCUGCUGGCAAACCACGCCGCAAUCCCAGCUUCAGACAUCGUCGGAAUGCGGGCACCGCUCCUGCAGACCGGUGGUGACAAUACCUACGCGAUGCUGAAGGAGAACGGAUUCCUCUACGACUCGUCCAUUCCGCACAACCGCGUCAAGAACGGCGGCAAGCCCAUGUUCCCAUACACGCUCGACCACGGACUUCAGACUGAAUGCAUCAUCGCGCCCUGCCCCGAGAACAAGUACCCCGGCCUGUGGACCGUCCCGAUGAACGUGUGGUUCCAGGAAAACGACAUCGAGGGUCUGAAGAUGUACUUCCCCUGCUCUACCAUCGGUGGCUGCGUACCACCGCCGGAUACCGCAGACGAGACCUACGAGUUCCUCAUGGCUAACUUCAAUGAGUUCUACGAGAACAAUAGGGCUCCGUUCCCCAUGUUCCUGCACGAAGGAUGGCUCCACGGAGGAGAGAGGAGGGAGGGAUUUCUCAAGUUCAUCGAUUGGCUCCUGACCAAGGACGACGUCUUCAUUGUCACCCUCAAGGAGGUCAUCGAGUUUAUGAAGAACCCCAAACCCGUGAACUCCUACAAGGAGUCUCGCUGCUUGACGGAGGUCAAGCCAAGUGACAAGUGCACCAGGCCUGAGACCUGCCACUACCGCAAGGUGAAGAUUGGAGACGAUAUCGGAGACCGGAAGAUGAAAAGCUGCGUGGACUGCGCCCCGCACUAUCCAUGGGUCAGCCUUAGAAAAACAAUGAGCCCGCCCCAGUCCGAAUAAGACCCCUCCUUCACAGCCUUUCAGCGUUGAUAUUCAGCGCUUACUUACGUUCCACAUGUUUCCCAAAAUAAACAAGUGCCAAGCUAUUCCCGUCUGAGAUGUGGAUUGUUAAAAUACUGGUUUAUUCUUUUCGCCGAAUAAACGUUACCCAUUUCUGGUGGCCCACCUAAAACGGAUAAUCAUAA
This is a messenger RNA of Ixodes scapularis (black-legged tick), 1504 nucleotides long. RefSeq names its product chitin deacetylase 8-like. The record is from RefSeq and is a predicted model, not a curated record. The transcript is spliced from 4 exons. Gene Ontology annotation, biological process: carbohydrate metabolic process. Bases 117 to 1319 code for a protein of 400 amino acids. Lineage: Eukaryota; Metazoa; Arthropoda; Arachnida; Ixodida; Ixodidae.